This is a messenger RNA of Osmerus eperlanus (European smelt), 1104 nucleotides long. RefSeq names its product cytochrome b-245 light chain (gene cyba). Gene Ontology annotation, molecular function: heme binding. The record is from RefSeq and is a predicted model, not a curated record. The transcript has 6 exons. The coding region runs from base 103 to 660 and encodes 185 amino acids. NCBI's taxonomy places the organism in Eukaryota, Metazoa, Chordata, Actinopteri, Osmeriformes, Osmeridae.
AACGACUCUGAAACACUGUACGUGUUCUCUUGUAAUCGAAUGUGACAACAUAGACUAGAGGCUUUUGCGGCGGUCAGAGGUUCUGUUCGUCCUAUUCCAAACAUGGGGAAGAUAGAAUGGGCAAUGUGGGCCAAUGAACAAGCUUUAGCAGCAGGAUUGAUUCUUCUUACCGGUGGCAUUGUCGGGACGGCCGGUCAGUUCAGGGACUGGCAGUUCGCAGCUUAUGGAAUAGCUGCUGGAGUGUUUGUCUGUCUGCUUGAGUACCCAAGAGGCAAGAGGAACAAAGGCACUAGUGUGGAGAGGACGGGCCAACAUUGCUUCACUAUCUGUGUGAAAUCCUUUGGGCCUUUGACCAGGAACUACUAUGUUCGAGCGUUUCUACAUGCAGCCAUCUGUGUUCCUGGAGGAUUCAUGUUAGCCACUGUCCUAGGCUGUGUGUGCCUUGGCAUUGCAAGCCUCAUCUACUUGGGAGCUGCUAUUCGAGGGGAGCAGUGGGAGCCAAUCAUGCCUCGGCAGCAGCAGAGCAGGAAGCCCGUUGGAGAGAGCAUCAAGCAGCCUCCGCAGAACCCACCUCCACGCCCACCUCAAGAUAUGCGCCGGAAGAGAGCGGAGGACAUAGAGGGAGCAGCCUAUGCCAACCCCAUCCCUGUUACCGAGUAGCUCAUGUCCCCUGAGCUACAGCCUUUCUAUAUACAACCAUGGUAUACUAUAGACCCUGAUCACUCAUCUUCUUAGUGCUGCUACCAUAUGUCUCCAACCUGCUUUACUUUUACUAGUUUAGUUUAGUCAGAUCUCUGUUGUAAAAAGGACAGAUUUGACCAGCAUCUGGUCAGUGUUAUCCCUGAAGCUGUAAACCUUUGUACCUGCACCACAGUGGGCAUGUUAAAAAAAAUUGUACCAAGGUACUUGUGCAGUAUAUACCUCUAAAUGGUGUACUGCACUAUUUAUCACUGUGUUCAAAAGCCCUGAUGAAUCUAAAACUCCUGGACAGACUUGAGAGUUUAUAUUGUAGAUUUGUUUUGGCCUGUGAGUACCACCUACUGUGUCUAUGUAACUUUCAAUGCUUUUAAAUUAAAAAUAAAAUAUUUAAAUACAUUCUUCAUC